This is a messenger RNA of Linum tenue, 171 nucleotides long. NCBI's taxonomy places the organism in Eukaryota, Viridiplantae, Streptophyta, Magnoliopsida, Malpighiales, Linaceae. The record is from the annotation of a GenBank genome assembly.
AUGGCGGAUCUACACUCCUCCUACAGGAAGAACGGGAGCAAGCUCUUCAUCGGGCAGGCGCAGAGGUUUCUCUGGCGAGGACUCUGGCCAACGAUUCGGAGGUGCUGCUUCUCGACUAGCCGACCAGCGUUUUGGAUCCAAUUUCGAUGCAGAAUGUUGAAGAUGUUCUAG